Sorex araneus (European shrew) is the source of this 1386-nucleotide messenger RNA. RefSeq names its product tripartite motif-containing protein 75-like. Gene Ontology annotation, molecular function: zinc ion binding; protein binding. The record is from RefSeq and is a predicted model, not a curated record. Lineage: Eukaryota; Metazoa; Chordata; Mammalia; Eulipotyphla; Soricidae. The transcript has a single exon. The coding region runs from base 1 to 1386 and encodes 461 amino acids.
AUGGCUUUUUUAGCUUCCCUGGCCAUACUCCAAUCAGAAGCCAGCUGCCCUCUCUGUCUAGAUUACUUGAGAGAUCCAGUAACCCUAGACUGUGGUCACAACUUCUGUGUCUCCUGCAUUCAACAGCGCUGGGUUGACCUACAGGACGUCUUCCCCUGUCCUGUCUGCCUCCACCAUUGCCCUGACAGGAACUUCAAGAGAAACAACCAGUUGUGUCACAUCACUGACAUCAUUAAUCAGCUCCCCAUCAGAGGGAAUAAGAGGAAACAGCGGGAACAGAAACUAUGUGAAAAGCACAAUGAGGUCUUGGACAUGUUCUGUGAGAAGGACUUCGAGCUGUUGUGUCCCCAGUGCAGGGCGGCCCCUGACCACCAGGAUCACCACCUGAUCCCUGCUGAGAGAGCUGCGGCAAGCCAAAGAAAGAAGCUCAGAAGCUACAUGGAGCUUCUGAAGAGGAAGGUCGAAACCACUGAAAUGGAUUGUAAGAAACUAAUUUCAAAAUUUCUUGAGGAGAGCUGGAACGUGGAAAGCCAGAAAAGAGAAUUAGAUCCUGAAUGUAAAGAGUUUAUUUGUUUUUUGAGAAGGGAACAUUUUGAAAGUGAUGCCAGAUUAAUUCUGGAAGAGAACAAAGAGAAGGAUAAACUAACCGAAAACAAAAGCUACAUUUCAAGUCACGUGGACACACAUAAAAAUCUUCUACGUGAAGCAAGAGAAAAGUGUUUGCUGCCCGAGCUGGAGUUGCUAUCAGACAUCAAAAGUUUGCAGUGUAGCCACGAAGACGUACCACUCCCAGCAGUCUUUUCGUAUGAACUCAAGAAAGAGAGUUUAACCCUCCCUCCACAUUAUUUUGGUCUGCACAAAAUGAUCAGCACGUUCCAGGUAGAUUUGACACUAGAUCCUGAAACUGCGCAUCCAAGUCUGAUUGUGUCCAAAGACAGGAAAAGUGUAUCUACAACAAGUCUACCACAAUUUCUUGACAACUCCCAGACGUUUCCUCCUUAUCCAGCUGUGCUCAGCUGUGAGGGCUUUGAUGGAGGCAGGCAUUUUUGGCAAGUAGAAGUCACAGGUGAGGGUGAAUGGUCCUUAGGUGUUUGUAAAAAAUCAUUCUACAGAAAUUCUAUGAUACUACCAAGCGCUGAGAAUGGCUGUUGGGCAUUUUUACAGUCUGCGAAGUACACUGAGCAAAACAUGAACGGAACAAACCCAGGCAUGCAAAUUGGUGUAUUUCUGGACUAUGAGUUGGGAGAACUUUCCGUUUAUAAUUUGAAUAACAAGUUGUAUUUGUGUAAAGUGACUGAUAAAUUCACAGAAAAACUGAUACCAUAUUUUGCUAUUGGAUCCUCUUCAAAUUCAUUUUCAAUAUGUUUGGCCACAAAGGAAUGGUGA